AUGCAAAAUUUGUUAAUUAGAAGGAACUUUCGUUCUACCCCAAGGAUCAAACCCAAUGAUCAAAGAGAAAACAUCUUCCAAACCAAAUGUAAAAUCAAGAACCAAAUUUGUGACUUAAUCAUAGAUGGGGGGAGUGAAACUAAUUGUGUUAGCAAGGAUUUAGUUCAGACCUUGGACUUAGAAACUAAGCCACACCCACACCCUUAUAAGCUGAAAUGGUUGGAUAGCAAAGCUAGUGGUUAUGUGAAGAAGAGAUGCUUGAUUCAGUUUGCUAUAGGGUCAUUCAAGGAUAGAGUGCUUUGUGAUGUGCUAGACAUCACUGCUUGUCAUGUGCUCUUAGGCAGACCCUGGCAACAUGACAGAAGGACCUUACAUGAUGGUUACACUAAUGUUUACACUCUGAGACAUGAGGGAAAACUUAAGGACCUUAUACCCCUACCACCCCACAGAAUUUUGCCUCCACAGAAACCAGCAGGCAGUGACCCCACUUUACCUUCACAGAAGCCACUAGGCACUUUACUUCCACAGAGACCUGUAGGUAGUGUGUCCUUGAUAAACAGAAAGGUGAGUUUUAAGGAGAUCAAGAGAGAAGGACUAGCCUUUCUCUUGUUUAGUAAAGAAAUUAAACGGGAAGGUAGUCAGCCAGAUACUAGGAUCACUAACUUGUUGAAACAAUUUGCUGAUGUCUUUCCAACAGAGUUACCAGUUGGAUUACCUCCAAUAAGGGGUAUUGAGCAUCAAAUUCAUCUCAUACCAGGAGCAGCAUUACCCAAUAAACCUGCAUAUAGAACUAGCCCUGAGGAAACCAAGGAGUUACAAAGUCAAAUUUAG
Messenger RNA from Amaranthus tricolor (Joseph's coat), 831 nucleotides. RefSeq lists its product as uncharacterized. NCBI's taxonomy places the organism in Eukaryota, Viridiplantae, Streptophyta, Magnoliopsida, Caryophyllales, Amaranthaceae. The record is from RefSeq and is a predicted model, not a curated record. The transcript has a single exon. Bases 1 to 831 code for a protein of 276 amino acids.